Molecule: messenger RNA, 3250 nt
Organism: Camarhynchus parvulus
Lineage: Eukaryota; Metazoa; Chordata; Aves; Passeriformes; Thraupidae
Gene: TMX1
Product: thioredoxin related transmembrane protein 1
Exons: 8
Coding region: 25-876 (283 amino acids)
Source: RefSeq, a predicted model, not a curated record
CGGAAGGCGGGGGGGCGGCCCAAGAUGGCGGCGCCGGGCCGGGCCGGGGCCGCGCUGAGGGCUCUGCUCUGCGCUCUGCUCUGCCUGGCGCUGGCGGCCGCCGCCCGGGGCAGGCCGAGCCCCGUGAAGGUGCUGUCGGACGGGAUGUGGCGGGAGCUGCUGCAGGACGAGUGGAUGGUGGAGUUCUACGCGCCCUGGUGCCCCGCCUGCGAGAACCUGCAGCCCGAGUGGGAGAAGUUCGCCGAGUGGGGAGAGGACCUGGGCGUGAACGUGGCCAAAGUGGAUGUGACCGAGCAGCCGGGGUUAAGUGGACGAUUUAUCAUCACAGCCCUCCCUACCAUCUAUCACUGCAAAGAUGGAGAGUUCAGGAGAUACCAGGGAGCCAGGAAUAAAGCUGCCUUCAUUAACUUCAUCAGUGAUGAGGAGUGGAAAUCCAUUGAACCAGUGUCCUCCUGGUUUGGUCCUUCCUCUUUGCUGAUGAGCAGCAUGUCAGCCUUGUUCAAGCUGUCCAUGUGGAUCAGGCAUGGCCAUGGCUAUUUAACAGAAAAUCUUGGAAUACCAGUCUGGGGCUCCUAUGCUGUUUUUGGAUUGGCAACUCUGUUCUUAGGAAUGGUCCUGGGACUUAUGAUGGUGUUCCUGGCAGACUGCAUCUGUCCUUCCAAGAGGCACAGACCACCACAGCUCCAGCCUCAGCCAAGGAAACAAGGUCCAGAGUCAGCUCCUCUGCUGAAGAACAGGUAUGAAGAGCAAGAAGGAGAUGAGGGAGAUAUCUCAGAUGAGGAAACAGAGGGGAAGGAGGGGAGCAGGAGAGACUCAUCCCCGAGCGGUGUCCGGCAGCGCCCCGUGCCCAGGGCUGCUCCCCUGGAGAAAUCUUAGCUGCAUUUGCACCAGGAUUGGUGUUUGAGUCAGCCACUCAAAGGGAGAGCAAUGUCAAAUCCUCCAGCUUGAACAGAAGAAAUGACUCCUGGCUUGGUAAUGUUGCUGCAUUUCACGAAUUUGGAGGAGAUAAUAAUAAUAAAAAAUAAAAAAGCAUCAGGUAUUCCAAAGGAAAAGUUGCUGUUGCAAAUGGCUGGAACUUCUCCUGUCUGUGAGCAGAGAAGUGUCAAGGAAUAAUUGCUGUGGCUUCUGGAAUGAUUUGUUCCCCAGGGAUUAUUUGGAAGAGAAUGUAAACCAGAGUCAUUCCUGCAUUAGGGAGCAUUAGGAAGGAAAAUGCACUCACCUGGUUGUUGCUUAAACCUCCCAAAAGGGUUCCCUGCUCUUAUACUGUUUGUCAGUAUAAAUUUCUAGCUGUGCCCUGAAGAAAUGCUGAGGGGAAAAAGUUCCUUUAGUUAUGGAACUAAAAUUCCUUUAGUUGAGGCUUUUUAUGUGACAAAACCUGCUUUUUGCUAUGACAAUGAGUGCUACAAACCCCCCAACCUUUUUUCUUACAAAGACCUGAUGGAACUUAGCACAAGCACUCUGCAGUGGGAUCCUCUGGCUGACCAGAAACCUGCUGCUUGCAUCCAUUUCUUCCAGAAAAAGCUGUAGAAAACUCUGUGAGCUUCUUGGCAAAGUAGUUUUUCCUCUAGGAGCAAGUGACAAGCAGCACCCUGAAGUCUUGUCUGUGUCUGUGACUCCACGUGGCAAUAGUUUACACACAGGGUUUUCUGUGCAAAUCCUCUCCAUUCCUCCUCCUGGAUGCCAGCAGGGCUCUGCUUGUUUUUAAUCCAUCAUUUCUUACUCAAAUCUUGCUGCAAAUCCAUGCAGGCUCUACCUGGCCUGAAGUUAAAUAAAUCCUUUCUAUUUCUUUUUUUUUUUUUUUUCUUCUCCUGUUUUCACAAAAUCAUUUUGGAACAUUAAACCUAAAUUUUUUAUUAAAAAAAAAGGAAAAAAAAAGUAGUUUGCUCUUGUCUGUAUGGUGUUUGUUUCCACUGUGUAUAGAAAUAAAAAGAAUGCGCAUGCCCUUUGGACCAGUGUUGUAAAGAGUUUUCCAUAUACUUUUGAUUCAAUUCCAAAGUUUUUGCAAAGGAAGGAUGAGCCUCAUACUGAGCACAUUCAGAUUUUUUUGCCAAGCCUGCUUCUGAUUUUUUUUUGUUUGCUUGUUUAGCUUUAUGGGUUUUUAGCUUUUAUUUGUAGUUAUUUAGGGUUUUUUGUGUUUUUAUUUGUAGUUAUUUAGUGGGGUUUUUUAAAUUGUUCAUCUGACUUCUUCCCCUUUUUUUGUUUCUUUUCUCUACAUUGGUGCUCUGGAAUGACUUGACUUCAGUGCUGUGUGUUAGAAAGAUAAACUGAUGUUUGAAAGAGUCUUUUUGGCUAAAAUCUCUCCUUUUUUAAACCUAAAACCUUUCCUGGUGUUGGAAUGAAGACCACUGUGUGCCAGAAUUGCCCUUAAGGUGUUGGCUUUGUGGAAUUGCCUUAAAUUCUCUCCAAGUUCCCAUCUCUGAGCCUUUGUCACUCAUAAAUAAAGCAAUAAAUAAAUAAAUAAAUACUGAGGAGAAGUAGCAGCACUGUCUUGGAUCAGUGGUGGUUUUGCAGUUUGGAGGGGGCUUGAGGAGACAGAAACCUUGUAGCUGGUAGGAAAAAGUGUUGAAUUCUUUUAAAAGCUGAACUCUGCUCACUCCACUUGGGAUAUAUUUAAAUGUAGCUUUUCUAAGUGCAGAGGUUUUUAAUUUUUCAGUUACAACCAAACUUGGUGCAAUAUAGAGAAGACACCCUGCUGACUUGUGGCUAACUUCUCAUUUAAAAAAAAAAACACCCAGCCUUUCCUUUGUUGUGCUGGACUUGUUGGCUCCUGCUUGAACAAGAAUUUCCAGCAGGAAUUUACUUUUUUUUCCUCUGCCUGCUGCUCACUUCUCCCUGCCUUAGGCACAGAACCAAAUCCCAAACCUGCCCCGUGGGGGUGACUGGUCCCAGCUGUGCAGCUCCUGCUUGGAUUAUCCAUAGGCAGCCCCUGCUGAUCUCUGCUCAUCUCACCCUUCAGAUUUUGCAGAUUGUCCUGUGAAUAUUUAAGUUCCUUGAUUGAUUUUUUUUUUGUUUGUUUUAAAAAUCUCUGUUCCAAAGAUGUUUACUGAGGCUGAGUGGUGUAACCUGAGUGUAAAGAGCCUGUCCUUUGUGUGUUUUGAUGUUGCAAAUAUCGAUUUUGUAAAACCAGACUGCCCUUUCCAUAUCACCUGGACCAGGCCUGUUUCAUUCCAGAAAGAAUUAAUGACAAUAAUGUAACAAUAAUUUUGUUUUUCAGAGAGUCUGCAAGUAAAAAAUAACCACCAGCUUUGGA